ACGCGGAACCCUCUGUGACAGGUGGGCCCUUGCCCCUCAGGCGCAUUGUUUUUUUUUGUGUCUCUGGCGCCGUUGGGUGGGGCACCGUGGGCGGUGAGCUGACCGCCGCGCCGUCGGUGGGCGUGGGUUGGGGGUGGGGGUGCUUAUUCUGGGCGGCUCCGCCUCCACGUAUAUAUUACACGCGCGCGCAUGUACGCGAAGAAUUUUAGUGGGGAGCCAACGAAGGCAAGGCAAGCCAGACCAGCAGCGGGGGAGAGAGGAGGCAGAAGGAGAUUCUAGGGAGUUAAGGGAGGCGACCGCCAUGGGGGACUCCAGCGACUCCGUGUCGGUCGACGUCGAGCGGAUCUUCUUUGGCGGCAAGGGGCAUCGAGUGAGGACGAGGCACGGCCCUCUAUCGGUUUCUGUAUACGGAGACGAGGACAAGCCCGCGCUCGUAACUUAUCCGGAUUUAGCCUUGAAUCGUGAACAUGUCUUGCUUCCAAGGAUUGUUCUUCUGUCCAGAGGCUGCGUCGCUGUUGCUUCACAAUUUCUGUGUGUACCACAUCACACCUCAAGGGCACGAGUAUUGCAGUUAGGAGCGGCUCCAAUUUCAGCUGAUGUGCAUGUGCCGUCUGUCGAUGACCUUGCAGAUCAGGUCGCUGAUGUCCUCGAUUUUUUCAGUUUGGGUUCGGUCAUGUGCUUGGGUGUCACCGCUGGUGCCUAUGUGCUCACCCUCUUUGCGACGAAGUAUCGGGAGAGGGUUCUUGGCCUAAUGUUGGUUUCACCUGUAUGCAAAGCCCCCUCUUGGAGCGAGUGGUUGUACAAUAAGGUAUUGUUAAACUUGCUUUAUUACUAUGGGACGCGUGGGAUAGUCAAGGAAAGUUUGCUUCAGCGGUAUUUCAGCAUGGACGUCCUUGGUAACGGACAGGAUCCAGAAUCAGAGAUUGUCCAAGCCUGCAGAAGUUUACUUGACGAUAGGCAGGGGACUAAUGUCUGGCGGUUCCUUCAGGCAAUUAAUAGGCGACAUGAUCUAACAGAAUCGUUGGAGAAGCUUCAGUGCCAGACGCUGAUUUUUGUUGGGGAAAACUCACAGUUCCAUGCUGACGCUGUCCACAUGACCACAAAGCUAGACCGGAGAUACUGCGCCCUAGUCGAGGUUCAGGCAUGUGGUUCACUUGUCACAGAAGAGCAACCCCAUGCGAUGGUGAUCCCGAUGGAGUACUUCCUUAUGGGAUACGGGCUUUACAGGCCAUCGCAGCAGGAAAGCAGCCCCCGGAGCACACUGAGCCCGUUCUGCAUCUCGCCCGAGCUUCUGUCGCCGGAGAGCAUGGGAGUGAAGCUGAAGCCCAUCAAGACGCGCAUCUCACGUAACGUUUAGUGUGGGGUGGAUCUCGGUUGGCCAUGGCAUAUUGGCAUGGCAAUCACAACUCAUCAAAGUGAAGGACUCCCUUGGGCUGAGCUGAUCAACCACGAAAUUUUGAUGCCUUUCGGCAUCUAGCGUGAGAAGAUUUACAGGGUGAAGGCAAUUUUUGUCGAUGCAGGGAGGUUGUAGAUAAUGAGGGGGAAUGGUUGUUUGUUCAUAUACAUAUAUGUGUAAGUUAGUACACAUGUACACCUAAACACGGCAUCGUUCCAUACAGUACAGAAUACAGAGAAAGAAAAUGGGAAAGCUGAAUCGUCGUCCGAUACUGA
Zea mays is the source of this 1671-nucleotide messenger RNA. Its product is annotated as protein NDL1. Bases 302 to 1357 code for a protein of 351 amino acids. The transcript is spliced from 11 exons. The record is from RefSeq and is a predicted model, not a curated record. Lineage: Eukaryota; Viridiplantae; Streptophyta; Magnoliopsida; Poales; Poaceae.